AUGCCGGGCCUGGAGAUGAGCCCGUCGGUGGAUUCACCAGAUCAUCCGCUUUUCAGGUCCCACAAAACGCUCCCGCGGAGGGGCAUCCUUCCUUCAGAUACCCAACCGGUCUCGCCGGAGCAAACUGGCACAGUGGCCGCCCCGGCUCCUCCGUUGACUCCGCCCGGUGCGAUUCACGAUGCCAUGGAUGUUGAACACACACCCCGAAAACCCGACUCGCGCCCCGAGAAUUCGACGGGAAUGGUGACACCUCGCCGGCCGUCCAAACCUCCGACUCCUGAUGUUACACCUCCCCAACCCAUCUCGCUGAAGCGACCGCCGCUCAGCCAAUUUAUCCAUCCUUCCUCUUCCUCACGGGCCGAGUCCUUUCAAACCGCUUGCGAGGAGAUCUCUUCAGAUGGCGACAUGGAAACACCCGUUCAAGCAUCCCGGAAUGCGUCGCAAAGGAGUCGCCGAGUUACUUCGUUGCGACAGAAUGCGCCGAAUGCAGUCCGUGCGAGACUCACCUAUACCAAAGACACUCACCCGUCCACCUCCCAGCCACACAGUGAGACAGAGUAUGAAACAGGAUUCGAAUCAUUUGAUGGAGACUGGGCGACCAAUGGAUCGCCGACACCUCUGAAGGAAAAGCGACCCUCGAUUCGGCAAGGAAACAGUGCAUCGGGUUCCGAUAAGGACACGCUGGACGUGCUCCACCUGGAUGCUUCUUUAACGCGCGAAAUGAACCUACGUGAUCGAGUACGCAAGACCCAAGAAACCCACGAAGUUACCCCAACUGCUUCGAUGGAGCGAUUUCGCGAAGAGAUUGGCUGGCCAUCUUACGAUGCCUCUUCGCAAGCAGGCGACCCGGAGUCUCAUCGACUAUCAGCCGUAUCUUCCACGUCAACCGUGGAAGCGAUGAUUAUCGACUCUCCCAAGCGAGCCCAACGAUUGUUGCGACACACGGAAAAACGUAGCUCUCUCCGAUCGAUAAGUUCUCCCAUCACGAGGUCCGAGCAUACUUCGACUGCAUCAAAUCCUGACUCCCAGCGUCGCCUGGUCCACAAAGCCGCUCGCAUCUCGGAGGAGAAUCGUCGAAGCAUCUCGUCGGAUGUAUCUUUCUCCACCAAAACGAUUCCCAGCACGCCCCGUGCGUCAGCCGAGAUCAUUCCAGUAGUCGUGAUACCAGAGAGACGAUCGUCACUCCGCUCGGGUCCCAAUAGUCAGGUUUCUUCCAAGCAGGGUUCUCAACGGUCUAACCGACGUCCACCGGUAUCAGAGGGCUCGGGCUCAGUGAAUGCUCGUCAGAAAAAGCGAACUAUGUCUGAUUCAGCUUCUGCACGGCCCCGCGAUCUCGACUCGAGGGGUCGCCCCUUUGGUCAGCCGAUCAUCCCGCCUCGCAGCUCCUCGCUUUCUGCACCCACGAGUCGAAACAAUUCCCGCGCGACAUCCCUCACCUCGGAAAGCUUGCGCAGUCACACCUUGGCGAUGGAUUUGGAGAUGCAAAAGCGUCGAGAUCAGCAGCCGGUUUCACCGCCCCGUCACAACAUCUUGGGUCCUAAUGGUCAGGGUAAUGGUCAAAGGCAGACUUCGGGUCAAAGGCAGACUCCCAAAUUACCCACGUUCUUGCUGAGCGCUGAAGAGGAAGACGUGUCAACCCUGCGUCCCCCGUCCUUGCCAUACACCCAGUGGUCAAUUCCAUCUUCCUCCCCAGGACCUGUGGAGAUCCAUGAGGCCACUGCGGUUAGCCUUUUUGCCCACAAUAACCGAUCCUUACUUUUGGUUGACCAGCGACUGCCACCAGGGCUGGAAUCCCAGGCUGUCCCUGCAUUCCAAGAGAUCAGACGGCAAAUUGACAACCCCAAGACUCCAGAUAAUCCCAUUGACCCGACUGUGAACGUGGAUUCCCCAUUGAAGAACCCUCGUCCACCGCCCAAGCCUCCCAUCUACAAAGCUCCCCAUUCUAAACCUCUUCCUCCAAUUCCUACCCAAGCGGAGGGAAAUGUAGAUUCUGGCGAUAUGGGUCGGCAAGGCUCUCUUCGUCGCCCUUGGACAGCACGGCCUCGUUCCAACUCCUUCAAUACGCUAGUGCGCUCUCUGUCCAUCAAAUCAGCAAAGAACCGCAAAGCAGGACUGGAAAUGGACAGCCGUCUCCACCCCAUGUGGCGUCCACGUGCAUUUUGGGAAGACAUAUCCGGAUCCCCAAAGAAAAGAAACUCAAUCGGACGUAACCUCCACAACCCCGAAGAGACCCCGUUCGUCAACAACUCCCUCGGUCUCCCGCAGUACCGAAUCGUGAUCGAAGGCCCACCGUCGUUAUCUCGUCGCAGUCCCGAAAUGCGACGCCUAUUCAACGGCAUGCCUUCCGCUACGCAGUACAACGCCAGCAACGCCAGCCUGGUAGAUAGGGGUAUGUUCCGCACCGGAACACCCUUAUACCAGAAUCGCUACACCGUUCUGUCCAAAUGGGGAAUCCGCCUUCGCUCCAUGAACCUGCGUAACGUCCGGAAUCGUCUUAGACGUAUGCGCCAACGACGUGAUGAGAGGAAACGGGUAGCUAGACGGGAGAAUCUUAAACAAAGUAUUGGCGCUCCUAUCCAUGUGGUUUCUAGUGCGACACAUGGCAUUACACGUUGA
This is a messenger RNA of Penicillium longicatenatum, 2616 nucleotides long. RefSeq lists its product as uncharacterized. The record is from RefSeq and is a predicted model, not a curated record. The coding region runs from base 1 to 2616 and encodes 871 amino acids. The transcript has a single exon. NCBI's taxonomy places the organism in Eukaryota, Fungi, Ascomycota, Eurotiomycetes, Eurotiales, Aspergillaceae.